CAAUUCUUCCCCCUUGCUGUGGGGUUUCCGUGAGUGAGUUAAGGAAAGGCACACACCAGAUUCAAGAAUAUGAAAGUCCUUCCCUCCGCGGCAUUUCACAGCCUUGUGUUUUAACCGUUUGCUCCAGGAAAAUAACAACAAUGUAUCGGGUGCGGCUCUGCGCUCCAGCUGCCUUCAGUGGCUUUAACAAAAAUGGAAAAGUAUGAAAAACUAGCUAAGAUUGGAGAAGGCUCCUACGGGGUCGUAUUCAAGUGCAGGAACAGAUCUUCUGGACAAGUAGUAGCUAUCAAAAAAUUCGUGGAAUCCGAAGAUGACCCGGUGGUUAAGAAAAUUGCCCUGCGAGAAAUACGCAUGCUGAAGCAGUUGAAACACCCAAACCUUGUGAGCCUGGUGGAGGUGUUCAGAAGGAAGAGAAAGAUGCACUUGGUUUUCGAGUACUGUGACCACACACUGCUGAAGGAGCUGGAGAUGAACCCGACCGGAGUUCCUGAUGGAGUUGUCAAAAGCGUGCUGUGGCAAACCCUCCAGGCGCUGAACUUCUGCCACAAACACAACUGCAUUCAUCGGGAUGUAAAACCUGAAAACAUCCUAAUAACCAAGCAAGGAAUGAUAAAGAUUUGUGACUUUGGAUUCGCACGAAUUCUAAUCCCGGGAGAUGCCUAUACAGACUACGUCGCCACCAGGUGGUACCGAGCCCCUGAGCUUCUCGUGGGAGACACGAAUUACGGUUCCUCCGUGGACGUGUGGGCUGUCGGCUGCGUUUUUGCUGAGCUCCUGACGGGUCAGCCGCUCUGGCCAGGAAAAUCAGAUAUGGACCAACUUUAUCUGAUCAUCAGGACGCUGGGAAAGCUCAUCCCAAGGCAUCAAUCUAUCUUUAAAAGUAACCAGUUUUUCCGUGGCAUCAGCAUACCUGAACCAGAAGACAUGGAGACUCUUGAAGAAAAGUUCUCAAACGCUCAGCCUGUGGCUUUAAGUUUCAUGAAGGGGUGUCUGAAGAUGAGCCCAGAUGACAGGCUAACCUGUGCCCAGCUGCUGGACAGUGCUUACUUCGAUUCUUUCCGAGAGGGUCAAAUGAAAAGAAAAGCCCGCAGUGAGGGAAGAAGCCCACGGCGGCAGCAGAAUCAACUGUUGCCCCUUAUACCCGGAAGCCGCCUCUCCCCGACACCUGAUGGAAGAAAACAAGGCCUCCAGUUAAAAUUUGAACAUCUUCCAAACAUUUAGGGAACCUGUUCCUCCCAGGGCAUUCAUUUAAUAUGUAUAUAUUUUGUACAAGAUAGGAAUCCUCAGUGUUUCACAUCAAAUGAAUGACAUGAGUAGGCAGGUGCCCCCAGAACUGCUUUGCUCUGCUCAUCACUGAUUCCCUUCCCUGGGAAGACACCAACUUUGUCUCCUAGAACACUCUCCUUAAAUGUUGUCCAGCCAAAAUGGCACAUCCAGAGGAGAUGCUUUAACUUGAGCUGUAACCUCCUCAGGCAAUUAGCCCUGUGAACCUGUGGGCUUGUGCCUCAACUUGGGGGAAGAUUUCUGGGUAUCAUCCCCCUCCAGCGGACCAUGUAACUUCCUGAAGCAGGAUCGGAUCUGCUGGCUACUCUGGAGUGGUGGGCAUGGAGCCUCCGCACUGGAAUCCCUUCUCAGAGUUGUCCGGCCUUGCCUUAUCCUGCAUUUCCACUGCUACAGCAUGGUGACCGUGAAAGGGGGUCCAGGAUUACCUCUCCACUCCAGGACAAACUCGACUGUGUUUGGCAUGAGGCGUUGAUGAUUCUGAUCUGAAAGCAAGCUAAAGAAGAUGCCACACGUGAGCAGAGAAACUACAAGGAAUCGCCUACCAUGUGACAGCAAUGUCCCUGAGUCACUGGCUGCCCUCUCGAAGGCUGUCCCUGGGGCACCAUGCUUUCUUUUCCUUUUUCCUUCUUUUUCAUCUUUUUUAAUCUAUUUGUGAGUAUGAGAAAGAGGAGGCAAGCAAAGAGAGGCCUCAUAUGUGAAAAUCAAAGGACAAGUUGGAGGCCAGCCUGACCUACAUGGCAAAACCUUGUCUCAAUACUCUCCAAAAAGUCCAUCGAAUCCAAGACCCUGCUGCUGAGUGUAUAAAAUACAAAUAAUUCCUGCAUGCGUAGAACGCCACUGUUGCCAUUUGUUGAAAUAUCGGAAGCUACAGCGGGAAGUAGAAAUGUCUUUGCCUUGGUGGGUAUCUGAGCAUUUCAUUUCAGACCUAAUUAUAGUCAGAUUAAAACGUCAAACAAUGACUGUGGAUUACUCUACAUUUUAAAAUGAUACCUGUUUCAGUUACUUUAAACCUUGUGAGAGACUGGGGGUGUAGCCGAACCAGUGGAACUCUUGCCUAGUAGGCAGGAAGCCCUGGGUUUCAUCUCUAGCAUGGAACAAAACCGCCGUAGUCACACCUGCCUGGAAAUAAAAAUUCAAAGUCACUGUCCUUGGCCACCUGUAGACUUCAAGGCCAUGCUGGGCUAAAAUUUCCCAGGCAUGUUUGUAUCAAGGGGCAAGACGGGAGAUUCCAAGUUCAAGGCCAGCUAAGGCUGCAUACUGAGGUUCUCCAACAAAACAAAAGGAAACUAAUAGAGUUGUUAACAGUGGUCGCUGACCAUCUCUCUAAAUGUCAUGCUGAAAACAUGUGUUUUCUGAUUUUUACUGGUUAUUUUAGAAUGUGUUGGAAUAGCAGUGAGUCUAUUUCAGAUCACUUAAAAGUUGUAGCUAUUGUAAUUAGCAUUUAAUCAUUAGCAUAAUGGUAAUCUAAACUAUUAAAGUUUAUUG
Messenger RNA from Psammomys obesus (fat sand rat), 2769 nucleotides. It is a transcript of the gene Cdkl4, whose product is annotated as cyclin dependent kinase like 4. Gene Ontology annotation, cellular component: nucleus. The record is from RefSeq and is a predicted model, not a curated record. NCBI's taxonomy places the organism in Eukaryota, Metazoa, Chordata, Mammalia, Rodentia, Muridae. Gene Ontology annotation, molecular function: cyclin-dependent protein serine/threonine kinase activity; ATP binding. The coding region runs from base 193 to 1221 and encodes 342 amino acids. Gene Ontology annotation, biological process: protein phosphorylation. The transcript is spliced from 10 exons.